Halichondria panicea is the source of this 645-nucleotide messenger RNA. Its product is annotated as WD repeat-containing protein 35-like. The record is from RefSeq and is a predicted model, not a curated record. NCBI's taxonomy places the organism in Eukaryota, Metazoa, Porifera, Demospongiae, Suberitida, Halichondriidae. Bases 139 to 444 code for a protein of 101 amino acids. The transcript has 3 exons.
GAUAACACGCCGCGGGUUGCAUGAGGGACAGAGAAGCAAAAAUCUAACCACCCUCCUUCCCUUGCUACAGCUGUUUCCCGUAGACGACCAUUCCCUUUGUGAAAAUAAUAAGGGGGUGGAUCUGCCUGCAAAAUAAUUAUGAGCCACAGCAUGCUAGUUUAUCUGAGUAAGAAGAUUGCUAUCCCUAAUGACUCUGCCCUGGCAACCAUCUCAUGGCACAGUAGCAAGGGUUGGAUAGCGUGUGGUGGGGAGGAUGGACUACUCAAGGUACUACAACUGGAGACACUGGCCUCCAAGGAUGCUAAACUCAAGGGUCUUGCUGCCCCUAGUAACCUCUCCAUGAACCAAACCCUCGAGGGACACAACGUUGAGGCUGUGAAUGGCACAGGGGGGCGGGUCUUUGUGACGAUGAGAACAGUAACCCCCCCGCAGAGGCCCAGUUGACAUUGGCAGCCCCCCAGAGGAGAGGAUACCACCAGUUCAGGGGGUGUUGAGAUAGAGGCUGAACACAAUCACAACAAUCCACCAGUUAUCAUGACGACAUGAGACUCAGAGUGACUCUUAGAUAUUGUGUGCAUAUAUAGUGGUUUAGCCGUUUGUGUGUAAAAAAAUAAUUACUACAAGUCAUGUAUACUACAGCUGAUC